This is a messenger RNA of Metarhizium brunneum ARSEF 3297, 2526 nucleotides long. RefSeq lists its product as uncharacterized. NCBI's taxonomy places the organism in Eukaryota, Fungi, Ascomycota, Sordariomycetes, Hypocreales, Clavicipitaceae. The record is from RefSeq and is a predicted model, not a curated record.
AUGCGCUUAAAACCGUGCCUCGUUCCUCUCCCUCUUCCAGCGCACGUUCAGACGUUCGACAAUGCCAACGCUAUCUACGGACUGUACCGCCGCGGCUCCCUCUCCCUCUCCAUGGAAGUGGCUCUGACAUUCGGCAGCCUCGGCGACAUCAUCCAGCUCUGCCAACUCGCCAUCCAGCUCGGCCGCGCAGUCGGCGUGGGAUGCGGGGCCGCCGGCGGCGGAAGUACCAGGGAAUACCAGCAUCUCCGGCAUGACCUCGACGUCCUGGUCGUGGCCACGUACCAGCAGCACGAGCUCUCGCCGUGUCUCCAAGUCCUGGACGAUGUGUCCAAGUCGGUCGUCGACGAGUGUGCGAGCCUCAUCCAAGACACGCUUCAGCACCUGCGCUCGCGCUACGGGGGCAGUCUCGGCGCAGAAGGAUCCGGGAACAAGAUCAGGGAUAUAGUCAAGCGUAUUGAGUGGAGCGUGAGAGAGACGCAGAGGCUUGAAAAGCUUCGGGAGAAGUUGCGCGAGGGGGUGCAGAGGCUGUCGCUGCUGACGGGCCUGGCUGCAGAGAAAUCCGCUCGAGUCGACAACGCGACCGUGUUGGCGCGGAUCGAUGAGGUUCAGCGGCUGGCGUCGCAGGCGCGAAGCGGCCAGGGGGAAAUACUCGCGUUUCUAAAGAAGCAUCGCGCCGCGAAUGAGGACCAGGGACACAAGCAGAUACAAAAACUUGGCGAGGUCUCUCGCCAGCUCGACGUGCAGGAGAAGGGGGGCCGCGCUAUUCUAGCGGUGGCUAGGGAUGCGUUCCGUGGCAUUAUCGAGGUCAAGAAGCUUCUGGCACAGGUGUCCCAGAAUGUCAUUGACUUGCAGGUCGUAGCCUCCAAUUCCAUAUGCAUCCGCCCGCUUGAUCCCACCAGGGGGGUGCCUGUCAUUCUGGAGGACGCCUUGGGACGAUCGCUUGAGAUCCCAGCUCAGUGGAUAGAUACUCUGGAGUGGGAGGUGCUGAAUGGCCUGCUUGCCGGCUACUUCAAAGGCCACAAGGGCCAGGACAUGGUUCAAAGGCAGGACUACGCUCUGGAAGAGAGCACGACUGGUCGAGAUCUCAACACGUCCUUGCCGCUACGCCGCAGCUUGAGAAGAGGCAUGAAGAUCAAUAUGAGCAUGAUUUUUUACGGCACAGAAGUCGUGGUGGGGGCUUGUCCUCGUUGUCACACGGUGACAGACGCACCGGAAGAUGUAAAUGUUCAAUGCCAAACCGACGACUGCGGUAUGUGGUUCCGUAUGCAGAAGCAGGUUGUCAAGGCGUGUGGUCUGGCCUCUACCACUGAGGACGGCGACGGCGCUUCUUCCGAGACGCUUGCUGCAGGAGAAGCGACGGCCGUGACGAGCAUACCCGUCGAACCGGGAGACUUCCAGAGGGUACGGCUCCUGCGUCAAUACGAAGUGCCACCACGGCCCAAUGCCCAAGUCGUUGAUGCCGAGCUGGCUCCGCCGCCGGCUCCAAGUACUCCGAGCAAUGAGCUCGCAGAUUCUUCGGAUACGGAGCCGAUGAGAUCAGAGCUUUCUGAAUCGGAAGCCUCAGUCCCGGCAGGAGGGUCGAAGCAUCGAUCAAAGCGAGCUGAUACGGGCUCCCUCCCCUCCAACACUUUUGCUCGCGCUGGUGCGGGCCACAAGGACAAACGCUGCGGGUGCACCACAGACAUGUUCACCUACGUAUACCCCGAUGGCCACUCAGAGACCAUAGCCAGGCCAUCUCUUUGUCCCCAAUCCCGCCACGGCUUGCCCUGCCGCAGGAACGUCGUCUUUCAGCACCCGCCGCUUUAUAUCCCUUUUGGCGUAUGCCCGCCGGGAAUGGCUCCGCCUCCGCCGCCUCUCCCGGCUCAUUAUUCUGCGCCGCCUACGUCCGACCGGCGUUUCUACCCGGUCACGCCUGGUCCGGUUCCUUGCUCAGUCCCGUCUGUACAGAACAUGCCUUCUGCAGGCUUCGACGCCGAUGUGUCUGACCUCUCCUUGCCGCGGAGUAGUAGCCUGCCCCGAAAGUCUCGCUCUCGCGGGUCUGCCGUAUACGUUAAUGGUGUAUGUGUUGAUGGUCAAAAACGCCAUGCCACUGCCGCAGCGAGGCAGACCCGGCUUCGUGAGCGACCUGUAGCUACUGGCAGCGCGCCUCUGCCAGGCCACGGAGACGCAGGCAGUCGUAACCGGGAAGUUUACAGAGCCCAGGAGCCUCGGAGGGAGAAGAACAGCCGGCGGAAGAGACUCGCGGAGGUGACGCACACGCGGACGACGGACAUGGGUGAGGGGAGCGCAACUCUCCGGGACCAGGGACAUGGCGCGAACCGAGAGAUGGCGGCAGGAUCGGUAGUGGUUCCGCCUCAGGCGAACUGGUAUAGGCAUAGGCCUCUCGGGGGGCAAGGCAGGGAGGAGGAGGCACAGCGGAGGCGACUGAUGGAGCGCAUGAUGCCUAGGAGGCGGGCGACGGUAGAACCGGCAAGUCAACGUCGGAGAAAGGUGGCCGAUAAUGAUGGCGUGUACAGGUGGGAGUGA